Messenger RNA from Stegastes partitus (bicolor damselfish), 4424 nucleotides. Its product is annotated as zinc finger protein ZXDC. NCBI's taxonomy places the organism in Eukaryota, Metazoa, Chordata, Actinopteri, Pomacentridae. Gene Ontology annotation, biological process: regulation of transcription by RNA polymerase II. The record is from RefSeq and is a predicted model, not a curated record. The transcript has 10 exons. The coding region runs from base 1 to 3738 and encodes 1245 amino acids. Gene Ontology annotation, cellular component: nucleus. Gene Ontology annotation, molecular function: transcription coregulator activity.
AUGGAAAUCCAGGGGCUUUCUGAUGCCCAAAACAUUCACUCUCAACAUGGCGCCCUACACAGAACCGCUUCGUCUCCGCUUCGACCCUCCACAGGGUCGCUACCUCAUUUCGUUCCCAGCGAAAACGAAGCGGACGGCCGGCCGGAGCCGCACAGCGACAACAACAACAACAACACCAGGCCGAGGACGGCGCCGUUUCGCCUGCUGGCGGAACAUGGCAGCGGAGAGGAGGCUCGCUCGCCCGUCAGCAAACCGCAAACGACCGUUAAAACUCAUUCGGCCGCUACGACACCGGCGGUCGGACUUCAUAACGUGAGGACAGAAAACGAGCUGAACGCGCGGGAGUCGCCGAGGACAGCCAGGAAGUGCGAGGCGGAGAGCGGGGGGACGGUAAUGCAAAUGGCGCUGCCUCUGUUUGAAGGGGAAGAGGAACCGCAGCGGCAGCUAACGUUACCGUUUGCAGCUUUACGGCAGCAGCGUGAGGACGGCGCCUUCCAGCAGCAGCCUCCGGCCGGCCACUGCGCUGCUGCUGCUGCUGCUGCUGCUGCACCACCGGGGAGCCUGAACACACCGAUAGACAGCGAGGAUAAAACCACACGGGACCUGUAUUUGGCUCAAGAGGAUGGCGACGAGGGAGGCAAACCCCGACGGGAUGCUGUAUCCGAGGACGGCGCUAAAAUAACGGGUAAGCAGCCGGAGAGUCAUCGGGGCUCCAUGGAUGUCGGAAGCGGCAGCGACGUUGUUCUCCGCGAAGCCAACGACGACCUGAACUGUCUCGAUACACAAGCCUUGAAGAAAGCAGAGCAUGUUUUCGGUUUGCUGGGCGAUAAUCCCGCCGGCGGUGACGGUAAACCGGCUGUCUACCACCGAACAGUCGAAGACGUUGUUUUGACAAACAAAUAUGGCGAAAAGAUCUGCGGCCAGAUCUGCACCGAAAACAAUGACAGCAAGCUGGUCAGGGAGCUCUCGACCCGGAUCGACGAGACCCUGAUCUCGGGGACGGCGGGCAUCGUGGAAGCCAUGGAUACAUCGGGCUUUAUUUCAGAUGCGACGGGGCUGCAGGGCACCACGACCCCGGUCACGGCCUCCUCCAGUCCGCCCGCAAGUGAGAGCUUCUCCGGAACCAUCACGAUAAACAACCAAAGCAUCAUAGUGACCAUCGAGAACGGGAUCCUGACUCUGGCUGCCCCGCCGGAGGGAUACGUGCACAAGGAGGAUGACAUGGUGAGCUUAAGGGAGCACCUCGGCAUGAAGGACCAUGAGGAUAUUGUUCUUCUCAACUAUGACAGUGGCACCAAGUCCAUCGGGAAGAUCAGCACGUUGGCCCUGGCCAGCUCCAGCCAGCAGGAAGAGCCCCUGCCCGGCCUGUCUGUCAGUGACUCUGAGCUGGCUCUGGUGGAUGACUGCUCCUUGUCAGAGCUGGGCACCUCUCUGGACUCCUGUCCCAUUGUGAAGCAGGAGACGGGGGUGCUGUGUGCUGUGACCGAGGCCGAUCUGGUCACUCCGUCCCCCAAAGCCCCUGUGGCAGACUGUGACAAUGAGGACUUCCAAUCUGUCCCACUAAUCAGGUCCAAGAAAGAGACUGCGGCCUCCUUCGGCUGCCCAGAACCGGGCUGCUCCUGCACAUUUGACACUCGUCAGAAACUCAAGGUUCACCUCCUGAACCAUGCAGAGGACCCCCGGCCCUAUCAGUGCAACGUGGAGGGCUGCGGCUGGGCCUUUGCCACUUCUUACAAGCUGAAGCGGCAUCUUCAGUCCCACGACAAGCAGCGGCCGCACACCUGCCAGUUUGAAGGCUGUGGACGGCGUUUCACCACGGUCUACAACCUCAAGGCUCACGUCAAAGUCCACGAACAGGACAACGCUUUCAUCUGUGAGAUCUGCAGCGAGAGGUUUCGCAGUGCUACACGGCUCACCAAUCACCAGAGGGUCCACUUUGAGCCGCAGAGGCCCCACAAGUGUGAAUUUCCAGGCUGUGAGAAAACCUUCAUCACGUUCAGUGCCCUGUUCUCCCACAAUCGUACCCAUUUCAGAGAAACAGGCCACUUCACGUGUUCCUACCCCGGCUGUGACAAGACAUACGACAAGGCCUGUCGCCUCAAAAUCCAUAUGAGGAGUCACACUGGUGAGAGGCCAUUUGUGUGUGAUUCAGAGGGCUGCGGAUGGUCUUUUACUAGCAUGUCAAAGUUGCUCCGACAUAAACGGAAACAUGAUGAUGACCGGCGUUUUGUCUGUACAGAGGAGGGAUGUGGAAAGUCCUUCACUCGCGCCGAGCACCUCAAGGGUCACAGCAUCACACAUCUGGGCACCAAGCCCUUUCAGUGCCAUGCAGAAGGCUGUAAUGCCAAGUUCUCAGCACGCAGCAGCUUGUACAUCCACUCCAAGAAGCAUAAGCAGGACGCCAGCACCCUGAGGACCCGCUGUCCUGUGGCCAACUGCUCCAAGCACUUCUCCUCCCGCAGUAGCCUUAAGAGCCACAUGCUCAAACACCACCACCUCAGUCCUGAUGUUCUGAACCAGAUGGAGACCACGCCCACCCUGACCCCCAGCAGCGAACUCAUCAGUUCCACCCCAACCACGGUUGCAGGGCCAGGUAUUGCCGGGGGCGACCAGCUGACUAACUUGGACCUCAGCUCUCUGUUCUCUGCUGUGCCUGGAGGCACUGCGCCCACUGCUGGCAUCGGAGUGGGAAUUCCCGUGGGCGGUGGAAGCUGUAACGGCACCUUCACGAUGGACCUCUCCCUGAUCAGCUCAGGCAUCCUCACCAUCGACCCCUCCUCAGUGGGCACCACGCUCGGUCCUGGAACUAGCACCACACUGGCCAAGGCUGUGGACCCUCUUAUCUUGGCUGCCAGUGCUGACAUGGGACCCCACCACGGUCUGGAGGGAACGGUGGGGGAUGUUCUACCCCCACAAGGUACCCUCAACCUGGAUGAUGUGCAGACGGUUACCCCGGAGGCGCUGGGAACCCUCACGGCUCUCACCAUGCAGGGUGCUGGAGCGUCUGUGGACCCCACUCUGCAGCACCCACUCAGCUCUUCCAGCACCCUGAGCGUGGAGUCGACAGCAUCCCUGGCUGUGGCUCCUGUUGCCGAGCUGCUGGCCUCACCCUCCAAAGUGGUGGAGGUGGGUGGCCAGGGGGGCGCGGGGCCUCUGCUGGGCUGUGUGGAGGUGCUGGGACCUCAGGAGGGAGGAAAAGUUCUCACCCAGUUCGUCUUCCCCAGUCACAGCAGCAGCUUUAGCCCACAGAAGGACACAGAACUCAACGCUGUGUCACCGAGCAGCUUCCUGGAGAGUGGAGGCUCUGCCAGGACCGACUACAGAGCCAUCCAGCUGGCCAAGAAGAAGAAACAAAGGGGCCCCUCAGCUUCAUCUGGCACUUCAGGUCCAAGCCAGAGAAAAACGAAAGGAGCAAAGGCUCCCGUGGCUCCGGCGCCACUGGCUCCCUCUGGUGCUCGUUACAGUGAUGGAGCUGCAGCAGCCAAUGGAGGCCUGACUCUCCGUGACCCCGUUACUGGGGCCCAGUAUGUCCAGAUUCAGCUGCUGCAGGACGACCCAGCGAGUGACGGUGACCUGGCCUUCCAGCUGAGCUCUCAGCCGUCCAGCUCCCACUCGCAGCUCACCGUCGACCUGCCUGUCAACAUUUUACAGGAACCUUCAGUGAUGACGGAGGACGACAACGGCUCUGAUAACUCCCAGUUCACAGGAAGUACAAUCAACCUCCAGGACUUGGAGUGAGCCCCAGAGAGCUGCUGGGUCAGAGGUCUGCUACGAUGACGGGCCUCACUGGCACCUCGUCACUGUCCACAGUUUACAUCAACAAACAUACCCCGAGAUGUUUGACUCCGUCAGACAGUUGCCUCGUCUUUGCCCGUGACUUUGAAGGCCUUUGGACAUGUGCUUGAUGUAGUCUGUGGAGGGGUGGACGUGAUUCCACACAUAAUGCACCUUGAGAGAAGGAGAUGAGGAUAUUUUGUUCAGAAGAAUAUUGUUUAUUUGUAAAGUCCAGUUUGUACCAAAAUCAAAGCUGAGAGCACUGUCCUGUCCGAGGCUCCCUGGUCCUCUGUGUCCUGUGGGUGUUACAGUACUGGUGUCUAUUCCACAGUGCCACAUUACCACUCAUGCACACACAGUGCGCUGUCUACGCUCCAGUUGCCUUACAGACGCCUCACGCUGUGCACGCCUCCACCGGCAGGUUAUCUGCUUUAUUUGCUGUUAUUUUGACUUGUUUUGCUAAGAUUUUAUUUUUCUACUGCAGCAGUAAGUCCAUGUUGAAAACAUGCCUGAUCAUAUGUUUGUAUACAGAGUGACACGAGUUACGACCUUCUUGUAAUAAUGUCAUCAGUUUAUUUAUUAUUUAGCUGCAAGUUUACAGAAUGGCAGAGCCAAAUACAGAUGAAUUAAAGAAUCAAAGCACAAUCAGA